UAAAGUUGAUAGGCGCUCCGGGCGUGGCCGCGCUGAGACGUAGGUUUAUGAGGGCUGGGUUUCUUUUUUAUAUAUUCAUUUUCCUCCAUCGUCAGAUUUCCAUGUGAGCUGGUGAUGCUAGCCAUUUAAAGCGAUCGCGCAGGAUAGCUGCUGGACACAGUUAUACUGUCGGAAUCCAGCCCGAGCGCUUUCUCGUGCGUUAUACACCGAUCGAAUGCGCGCGCGCGCGUGCAUACGAGCUUCCACGCGCUCCAGCUCGCGCCCUUUACCGCUCUGCAUGUAACUGUCGUCGCUGCGGCGUGGUUUUGUCGAGGGCGUUAGAGAGCGCGCGCGCGCGAUAGAGAGAGAGAGAGAGAGAGAGAGAGAGAGACUGUAGCCCUGUCGUGAAACUGCCUUGCGGCAACUUUUGAGUCGGGAGUUCGCUGGUGAGCGGAUUUCUAAUGCCAUUCGGUUGAUGGAGAGUCGCGGGCGUUGCGUCUACCGUUUCCCGUGUACUUUUUGAAAAGGAGAAGAAGAAAAAAAUCGUGACAUAUUGCGUUCAUCCGUCGCGUCUUCACCAUUUCCGUUUGGGAUUUGAGUCGAAGAACUGCGAGCGAGCCGCACGUUUUCCACCCCCGUUUUCCCAAUCAGAGGCACCACAACACCGUUGGCUUAUUUUUAUUUCUUAAUUAUUUUAUUUUAUAAAAGGCAAAGAAAAGCGCAGUUGGGCACCGAGCUGGUAGUUUACACCGGAGCCAUGGGCUGUACGGUGAGCGCCGAGGACAAGGCGGCCGCCGAGAGGUCGAAAAUGAUCGACAAAAACCUCCGUGAAGAUGGCGAGAAGGCAGCGAGGGAGGUGAAACUGCUUCUGCUCGGUGCAGGGGAGUCUGGAAAGAGCACCAUUGUGAAGCAGAUGAAAAUCAUUCACGAGGACGGCUACUCGGAAGACGAAUGCAAGCAGUACAGAGCUGUGGUGUACAGCAACACCAUCCAGUCUAUAAUGGCCAUCAUCAAAGCCAUGAGCAACCUCAAGGUUGAUUAUGGAGAUGCUCCGAGAACGGAUGAUGCAAGGCAGCUCUUUGCACUGUCUGCUGCAGCAGAAGAGCAGGGAAUUCUCCCAGAAGACUUGGCCAAUGUGAUCCGCAGACUGUGGGCUGACAGCGGGGUGCAGGGCUGCUUCAGCCGCUCCAGAGAGUACCAGCUCAAUGACUCUGCUGCCUAUUAUUUGAAUGAUCUUGAGAGGAUAGCACGAGCAGACUACAUUCCCACCCAGCAGGACGUGUUGAGGACCAGAGUGAAAACUACCGGCAUCGUCGAGACGCACUUCACUUUUAAGGACCUGCACUUCAAGAUGUUUGAUGUUGGAGGGCAGAGGUCAGAGCGGAAGAAGUGGAUCCACUGCUUUGAAGGCGUGACCGCCAUCAUCUUCUGCGUGGCUUUAAGCGCCUACGAUCUGAUGCUGGCUGAGGAUGAAGAGAUGAACCGAAUGCAUGAGAGCAUGAAGCUUUUUGACUCCAUCUGCAACAAUAAAUGGUUCACAGAGACCUCCAUUAUCCUUUUUCUCAACAAGAAGGAUCUGUUUGAGGAGAAGAUCACACGCAGCCCUCUUACCAUUUGCUUCCCUGAAUAUACAGGAGCCAACAAAUAUGAUGAAGCAGCGAGCUACAUCCAGACUAAGUUCGAGGAUCUGAACAAGAAGAAGGAUACAAAAGAGAUCUACACCCACUUCACCUGCGCUACCGACACCAAGAACGUGCAGUUUGUGUUCGACGCCGUCACUGAUGUCAUCAUCAAAAACAACCUGAAGGACUGUGGGCUUUUCUAAUGACAAAAAUAGGGAACAUGUCAAGUGUGUGGUGUUUCUUCAGGAGAAGCUCAGCUGUGUGGUGCCACCCUGCAUUAGCGUCGGUCAUCACCGUGCCAGACUGCCUACAGCCAUCCAGACAAACGCCGAAAUUUCAUUUAAUACCUUUAUUGGGGGAGGGAGGGAGGACCAAGAACGACAAGAAAAAGAAAAUCUAUAUUGCUGAAUUCUACUUGUCACUGAAUUGCAAAAUUCCAAAACCUAAUUUUUAUUCCUCUUUUUGUUUUUGUAAAUAUUUUUGAGGUUAUUUUCUUUAGAAUUUAAAAAAAACAACAAAAAAAGGUAAAUUGUUUCUGAUGUUUCUCCUUGACUUAUGUUCGAGUACGAUAGCGCAAAAGAAGAGAUGGAGGGGAGGGAGAUUUGACAAAUCCUUUUCUUUAACAGAUUGGUAAAUCUUAAUAAACCUUCCUGUGUAAUAUCUUUUGUAACAGCUAUGUAAGCACAGAUUGGGAUCAAUAUGACUUUUUGUUUUGUUUUGUUUUGUUUGUUUGUUUUUUUAAAUACUUUCACAUGAAUUUCACAUUUCUGGCUUACUGUACAAUGUGCUGUGUAAUGGACCACAUUUCAAAUGAAUUAUAAUAAUAAUAAUAGAAGAAAAAGAACAAAUCGCUUUCUCUGGUUCAGCCACAGUGACCUGCUCUCGGUCAUUUUGUCUUUACACAUUUAUCCUUCUGAAUCUUCGCUUCACUUCGCUCAACACUGUUCAACUGUGACUAAUAUGUAAGAUGCAUAACUUUGUCUUCGCUCGUCCUUUCGUGUUCCUGCCCCAACACUUUGGUUCUGUUUUGUGCCUUGACUUUUUUUUUAUUAUUUUGGGGGAUUUUUUUUUUUUUUUUUUUUGUCUUUUUGUUCAUGUUGUCUGUAGAGUUUAGAGCAAUUUCAGUUUGCAAUAUCUAAUGAAGAAUUUAAACAAGAGGUUUGUGGUUUUAGGAGAUAAUAAAAACGUGACCGCCAUCUGAUGACUAUGAUAAAUGCCAUGAAAUGUUUUAUUGAAAAUAAAACUUGAUUUCACAACUGUGAA
This is a messenger RNA of Silurus meridionalis, 2864 nucleotides long. RefSeq names its product guanine nucleotide binding protein (G protein), alpha inhibiting activity polypeptide 2b (gene gnai2b). Gene Ontology annotation, biological process: adenylate cyclase-modulating G protein-coupled receptor signaling pathway; gamma-aminobutyric acid signaling pathway. Gene Ontology annotation, cellular component: heterotrimeric G-protein complex. Gene Ontology annotation, molecular function: GTP binding; GTPase activity; G-protein beta/gamma-subunit complex binding. The record is from RefSeq and is a predicted model, not a curated record. Lineage: Eukaryota; Metazoa; Chordata; Actinopteri; Siluriformes; Siluridae. The transcript has 9 exons. The coding region runs from base 737 to 1804 and encodes 355 amino acids.